CAAACGAAAGAAAAAGAUUUUUUCACCCAAACUUGUAAAAUACAAAUAAAAGAAAAAAAGAAAAAAAAGAAAAAAAGAAAAGAAAAGAAAGAAGAUCAAAGCUUUAGGUUAGGCUUCAAAUCUUCUUACGUCUCUCUCUCUCUCCCCUGGGCUCUGUACACUUCCGCAACGAGUUCUCCUCUGUGUUCGGUGGUUCCCUUAUAAUUUCUGCUCAUUUUGCUUCGUCUCUCUCACUUGAAGAAAUUUCACAGAAGAGUGAGAAAGUUCAGCGAUGGCGGCACUUCAGUACUUGGAAACACAGAGAAACUCGCAUCCAGAGCUCUCAGAAUGGUACAAUACUCUAGCAGAUCUGUACCAGAAGAAACUCUGGCAUCAGCUUACUCUCGAGCUUGAGAAGUUCGUCGCUCUCGCAGUAUUUCAGGCUGGUGAUGCCCUGAUACAGUUAUAUCACAAUUUCAUCACUGAUUUUGAGACGAAGAUAAAUCUCCUUAAGCUUGCUCAUUUUGCUGUCAUAGUUUCCCGACAGUAUGCGGAGAAAGAAGCGGCUAUUGGUUAUCUAGAGGGGGUAAUUGAAAAGCUUCGUGCUACUAAGGAAACUCGUAUUGAGGAGCCUGUCCUUUAUAUAAAGAUGCAGAUAGCUUUGUUUAAGCUUGAGCAAGGGGAACAGAAAGAAUGCAAGAACCUUUUGGAUGAUGGAAAAACGACACUUGACAGCAUGACUGAUAUUGAUCCAUCAGUAUAUGCUAGUUUCUAUUGGGUCUCAUCUCAAUAUCAUAAAGCACGUCAGGAGUUUGCCGAGUUUUACAAGAAUGCUCUCCUUUAUCUUGCAUACACAUCUGUGGAGUCUCUUUCCGAAUCAUUUAAGCUGGAUCUGGCUUUUGAUCUUUCAUUAUCUGCACUUUUGGGAGAGAAUAUCUACAACUUUGGGGAGCUACUUGCACAUCCAAUUUUGAACUCUCUUCUUGGAACAAAAGUUGAGUGGCUUUACUAUAUCCUGCAAGCAUUUAACACUGGUGACUUGGUUCGAUAUCAAGAACUGUGCCAUGUUCACAAGGAUGCUCUGAAUGCACAACCAGCAUUGGUCGCCAAUGAAAGAAAGUUGUUGGAGAAGAUAAAUAUUUUGUGCUUGAUGGAAAUUAUCUUCAGCCGACCUGCAGAAGACCGAACAAUUCCAUUGAAUGUCAUUGCAGAGCGGACCAAACUAUCUACUGAAGAUGUUGAGUAUCUUCUUAUGAAGAGUCUCUCUGUCCAUCUUAUUGAGGGAAUCAUCGACCAAGUUGAGGGUACAGUUCAUGUGUCCUGGGUGCAACCAAGAGUUUUGGGGAUUCCACAAAUCAAGUCCUUGCGUGACCGGCUGGAUAAUUGGGUGGGGAAAGUACACACUGCCUUAUUGUCCGUUGAAGCUGAAACACCAGACCUAGUUGCGUCUUAAUUUUUAGGUUAUCUUACUUGUCUCUUGUAACAGAUACUUAGUGCUCAAACGUAAGGGAAAGAUGGCGUAUAUUUUGAGAGAGAAAUUGGUUGUGAGGUUAUCUAGUCUCACCUGGGCUUUAACUUUUUUAUGCAUCUUUUCAAGUAUUUUGUUGGUCUUAAUUCAUUUUUCCUGAAAGGAGCAAAUCUUUCCCCUUGUAUUAUUCCUCUAUCUGAGGUGUUUAAUCUGCUCGAUGGGACUAAAAGAGGGGGCGAGAUAUUUCAAAUACAUCUCAAUUGUGCUUUUGUAGUGUUGAAUUUGUCUUUUGUACUUUAGUUUCUCGAUUUCUAUUGAACAAAAAUGUCUGCUUUCUUCA
Molecule: messenger RNA, 1787 nt
Organism: Beta vulgaris subsp. vulgaris (sugar beet)
Lineage: Eukaryota; Viridiplantae; Streptophyta; Magnoliopsida; Caryophyllales; Amaranthaceae
Product: 26S proteasome non-ATPase regulatory subunit 13 homolog B
Exons: 6
Coding region: 272-1432 (386 amino acids)
Biological process (GO): ubiquitin-dependent protein catabolic process
Cellular component (GO): nucleus; cytosol; proteasome regulatory particle, lid subcomplex
Molecular function (GO): structural molecule activity
Source: RefSeq, a predicted model, not a curated record